Molecule: messenger RNA, 3413 nt
Organism: Leucoraja erinaceus (little skate)
Lineage: Eukaryota; Metazoa; Chordata; Chondrichthyes; Rajiformes; Rajidae
Gene: barx1
Product: BARX homeobox 1
Exons: 4
Coding region: 618-1304 (228 amino acids)
Biological process (GO): regulation of DNA-templated transcription
Molecular function (GO): DNA-binding transcription factor activity, RNA polymerase II-specific; DNA binding
Source: RefSeq, a predicted model, not a curated record
GCAAUUAUCGAACGUGUUUAUUGUCUUCAUUUUUUUUCUCGCGCGUCUAACUUUUGGUAUAUUUACGUUGUUUAAUAAAAGCUGGGAGGUGUUAGCUUGGAAGCAGGAAUCCGCGCAGUAUUCGCUACGAUCCGGACUCCUGCGGUUACGGGCGGGAUGUUUUUCAGUUAAUGAAUGGCAAGGAAGGCAGCGAUAGGCUGUUGGAGGAGCUGGGAGGCUCCCCCCAGGGCGGGGAGAGAGCGAGGGAUUGAGAGAGAAAGAAGAAAUCACGUGAGUUAAUGAUGUUGCAAAGCUCCCAACUCUCGCUCACUGCCCACAGCAUCGAACCGCUCAGAAAUCGGGAAAAGCUGCAAAUCAACACAAGCGAAUAAGCAACAGGGCGGCCGGUCGCGACAGCAAAAGCCGAGAACGGAUCACGCUCGUUACAAUGGCAACUUACUUUGCAUCCUAGGAGAAAAUGUACAGGAAUGACACUCUUUAUCGCGUGGAAAUGAAAACGCGCUGUGGUGUCGGGCACUGAGAGGACUUGUGGGAGAUAGAGCGAUCGGCCAUCGCGGCGCCUGGAUCCAUUCAACCUGUUUUGCUGGCGAUUUGUCUUGGAUUGUGGCGUGGACACGAUGAUGCAGCAUCCCCUGGAGCUGGGGGCUCAUUACUUACCCCACGAGCCGAUCCACGAUUACAGGUCACACCGGUACAGGAGCUUCAUGAUCGAGGAGAUAUUGACCGAACCCACGGGCUCAGGCAAAGCCGCGAACGGAGCUGGCUUGAAAUCGGAUCAUGCUGGAGUUUUCAAGUUUCCGUUGGGUCCGAUCUCCUGCAGCCUCGCUGCUCCUUUAGGUUCGGCGUUAAUCUCCGGAGGGUCGAGUCUGGCCGGUGGUCCCGGAGGCCCCCAUCUCCCGCUAGACCUACACCUCCGGUCAAAGCUCGAACAAGGUCCAGACCCAGGAAACAAGGGGAAAAAGGGCAGGAGGAGCCGAACUGUCUUUACUGAACUACAGUUAAUGGGCCUCGAGAAAAGAUUUGAAAAGCAGAAAUAUCUCUCAACGCCAGACAGAAUAGACCUAGCAGAAUCUCUGGGUCUCAGUCAACUUCAGGUGAAAACUUGGUACCAAAACCGAAGAAUGAAGUGGAAGAAAAUAGUAUUGCAAGGCGGAGGUCUGGAGUCCCCGACAAAGCCUAAAGGUCGCCCAAAGAAGAACUCCAUUCCCACAAGCGAGCAGCUUUCAGAGCAAGAGAAGAUUAAAGAAGGCGAGAAACAGACGGAUAAUUCCCCAUCGCCUUCCGAAGUGAACCAGGAAGAGUAGCGCGCACGGAUGGGCAAAAUAGAACUAUUGACACACACGGGGCGGUGUUGCCAGCGUUGACCUUGACGUUCCAGCGCUUGUCAUAAGGCGGAAUUUACACCCAACCCGUAAAUGUCAGAUCCACGUUUGAAAUCAACCGUUUUGUCUCUUUCCAAGCACCAGCUGGCGGACCGUCCACUAACAGAUUUGUCUUUAUUACAUUUUAUUAAGUUUGGAGUUUGGAUCAAUUUUCCAUGAACACGGAAGUCUGUUGUAGAAAGCACAUUUUUUUAAAAUGAAAUUGCUUUCAGCCCCUACAUAAGGCUGGUUACCCAGAAAGAAGCUGAAAAUUGCUUAGCGGCUGAUCAUGAUGGAAAUGUCCUUUCCAUUAUACACAGUGUAGCAUUUUGGCGCCUUUCCCACCAAAGUUUCGGCUGCAUAAAAUUAAAAAACUCUGAAUCAAAGUAAGUUUUUACAUUUUGUAACAGUCUUUCCAGCGGCAUUUCGGCAUUUCUUACAAAUGACAGUAUUGUUGAAAGAGAAGCAAUUUAUUUUCGGUCUCAGCACACACUACUGUGGUGCCCCUCCGUCAAGUUAGCUUGAUAAAUAUUUUGACCAAACCAAUUGGAUAGUAGGUAGAAUGUGUUAUGGUUCAGUGAAGGAGGGCUACAGCUGCAGCAGCAGAUUUGAAGUAUUUGUACCGAGUACCGAAUGAUUUCAUACACUUGUGAAAGAUAGAAGCUGUAAAUAUUUCUUGCAGCAACGACUGUGGCUAAAGCCAAGAAACGUGCCUUACGCCUUUCCCCAAAGAGAGGGUUCAAACGAUGAUAUCUAAUUAAAUGUGCCUGUAAGUUUUAAAGUUAUAUUUCCCUUUAUGCUACCCAUACAUGGAUACAAACAAUAAAAGAUUAUCUGUCCUUGUAUUUAUUAUUUUAUUUUUAUGCUUUUUAAAAUUAUGUGCGCGUUUAGACUAGAACAUAUAAAUCAUUUUAAUUAGAGGUGGAUUGGUACUUUACAUGCAAGUUUCAACCUCAGGGUGCAUGCGGUAAAACAAUGCUAUAUUUAUAUUUCUUCCCUCGCAUUCCUUCCUUUAACGUGAUGCAUAUUACGCAGUUGUUCGACCGAAUAGAACUAUUGUGUCUUAUGCAAGCUCGUAGUGGAUAUUAAGCAGAUAUAAAACGGUCCACAUUCCUCUCAUUUAAGGGCGGAAGGACACACGGUUAACUUCAGGCGAAACUGACAUAUAAAACGCGUUCUUUCAUAUGGAGCCUGUUUUAUUUUCAGUUAGUUGCUGCCUCUCUCAGUUUGCAGUUCAUGCCCGCUUACCGUCGCCAGCUACCGAGUUCAGUAUAGGCCCUUGUUCCCUUCUAAUAUCCUGCCACGUCCAACGAUUUUCCUCCCGGAUAAAUAAAUUUCAUCCGAUUAGAAUCGAUUCGAAAUCCAGCUAAGUAUGAUUAUUUGUUCUGACCGAUUAGAUGUAAAAACACUUGUAAAUUUCUGAUGAGCCCGUAAAUGCAUUUAAAACCUAUAAAACUAUUAAAGGCUCAAGAAAUGUAGGAUUAACUAUUAGUGACGUAGAACGAGGAGCUCUGUUUAGAAUUGAAAGAUUAAAAUUGGACAGUUCAUUACUAUUCCAGCUCAACCAUUUGGCAUUAAGAAUAUGAGUAGCGUUUAAUUCAAAAGCGGAGCGAGAUAAUGAAAACAUCGAACUUCGGCUGAACCAAGCGACGGUGUUGCUUCAGUGUUACAGGUCUAUGGUUAACUCUUAAGUGGUCCAGUGCCACAUGACCUUUGCCCCGGUCAAUUAUUAAACAAAAACUUAAACAUCUAUGAAAGUCUGUGUCAGUCAAAAACAUUACACAUUGAAUAGUGAGUGAUACGUGAUCUGUUGGAAUAACAAGCACGUGGGACUUCUGCAGGUAGCAGCUACCUGGCCCAGAACCAAUAUAUCUGGCAUGUUGCAUUUUUGUUAACAUUAACGUUUUAGAAUGUCAAAUACGUUUUGAAUUUUGUAAAGAUAUGAAUACGUUAUAAGAAUAAUCUAUACACUGUAUAUUUGUGGAUUAUUGUCGACGCAUACUUAAUUCGAAACCACAUUAAUAUAAGCAAUUAAACAUUUUGUCACAAUGU